GAACAGUCCGCCUUCAAGAUUUCGCCAUUUUCCGAACUCUUAUGAGUUUUCUGGAACGAAAAUGGUAAAUUUUACAUAAAUUUCUCAAUGUUUUGCCAUUUUUACACCGCUAUGACCUACUCACGUUUGUGUAUUCUUGUAAUUUCCUAGAGCUUUUUAGGUUUUGGCCAAUCGACGGACAUAUUUAUAGAUUUAGAAGACUCGGACAAGCGAAAGCAAAUCGAAGUACGAAACGAAGAAGGGCGCAAAGAGAAAUUGCUCUUAUAUUAUGAUGGAGAAACUGUCAAGGGAAAGGUAUGUCCCAGGUUUAAACUGGGCUUUAAAAAGCUGCUAUAUAUAGCUAGAUUUUUGCUAUGAUCCUGGCAUAAUACUUCUUAAAUUUACGCUUAAAUUGACCUGUUAAAUCUAAGCUCAAACCGUCAGUGUUAAUAUAAGGUCUUUUAUUUGCAGUAGCGUUCGAAAAUAGCGCUGCAUUUUAUUAAAUUACGAGUAUUUAAAUGCAUUUUAAAUGCAUAAACUGGUUGCACAUGUACUGUUUACGUGUUCAAGGCAUAUAAUUCGUCUUUAUUUGAGGUGCAGUGUUGAAAUUUGUGGAUUUUUUGCAGUCACAUGACUAGUAUUGCACUGUGAUAUUAUUAAAUUUAAAACGAUCAACUUUGCAAAUCGGUAUUUAAAUAUACUGAUUUCGAAAGUAAAAGCUUAAAAUGUGGUAGUUUAAAUAAAUCCAUUUAGAAAAAGGGGUUUUAUAUCAUGAUGGUUAAUGGAUUUAUUUCAAAGGAUGUUUGAAAUGAUUUGACGAUACUUGCUUCUGCACAACAGGAAGUGAUUGCCAUUCUAAUUUGUAUCGAGUAGUUCCUGUAAUAAUAUGGGCCUGUUUGUGUGAGGAGAAUUCACAGACAUGCUUUACGUAGCGUGAUCGCCAACGUUAGCAUCUAAAAAUGAACUGUGCUUAUCCUAAAUAGUACUCCGGUGUGAUGCAGGAUCCUUAUAGCCAAAACCGUGGAUGUUUCCUCUCGCCCGAAAAAAGUAAUACAUUCAGGAAUGCCAGUACAUUCCUAUACCUAUAAUUGCUAAAAUGUGAAACUAUGUUUAGUUAUAUAUGUCAAUUUAAAUUCUUGCAUACCAAUCAGAAUGUUUUCGUCGCAAUUCCAAUUAUAUAAAUGUCAAUUUCACUACAUUAGGAAUAUGCAUGGUCGCAGUCCUCGAUGUUUUGAUGUGAAAACAUUGUACUUUUUUCGUGAAAUGUUUUCUUAUUCUGAAUAAUGAUAACUGCAUGCACCCAUUAGCAACAUCAUCACUCAAUGCAUUUGGUAAUUUGUGUUUUGAUAGUUGUUUUUUAUAGCUACAGUAUUGUAAGCCUUUAAGUGGCAUUGUGCCCUGAUGGACCGUUCUUUAUUAUUUUACUUUGUUUAAUGCCAGACAACUUUACUUGUCAGGGGGAGAGUGCUGGCACUUAAUAGGAUAAUUUUGUGUUUGUGAGACAGGAGCUCUGCCAAAGCUCUAGCGGUUUUUGAUCAGCCAGAGUUGCGGUGCUUUCUCCCAGAAUGACAAGAAAUGUGACAUUUUCGUAGAGUUACUGUGUCGGUUACAAAUAAUGACAACGUGAAUAUGUUGAAAGUACAUAUAAUCUGAAGUCAUAUCUGUUGUGUCAAACCAUGUCCAAUGCUGCUUCACAUCAUCUUACUGUACCUUCGGGAAAAAAUCGAGUCGAAUUAUAUAGUACCCAUUAUCCGGUUAUAGACUUUAUCCCCUGUGUCGUGAACCAGUUAACCCAUUAAGCGCCGGCGCUCUCCCCUUGACGAGUAAAAUCAUCUGGCGUUAGACGGAGUAAAAUACUAAAGUAGGGUGCAUCGGGGUGCAAUGCGACUCAAUGGGUUAACAUAGCCAGGGGGCAGACAUUUCAGCUGUGAAGCAGCUGGAACCUGUGCCAUAAAAUUUGCACAGCACUAUAAGAACUGUAUACUGGCAUUAUGCCCUAUUUUGUUAUUUUACUCUGUCUAAUGCCAGACGAUUUUCAGUUUAAGCUCUCUUACUGAACGUUAGUGAUACUUGCCUUGCAUUUCUUGUCAGUGGUUAAAUGAACAUGUGUUUCGUUUUCUAAGGUGAAAGUGAAUCUAAAAAAUCCCGGUAAAAAACUUGAACAUCAUGGGAUAAAAAUAGAAUUGGUCGGUCAAAUAGGUAAGAAUAUAGAAUGUUUUUUGGGCAUCCACAUUUGAUAUAACUACGACCCUGUUAAGUUUACACUGUACCGGAUUCGCUGGUCUCAAAUCUUUGUUUGCUGCCCAGUAGCAACGUUUACUGCGGAUUCAGGUAGACCGUGAAAUGCGAAUAGUUGUCGCGUUAGUUUUAACAGUUGUACGAUGACGUUUCUAGGCAGAUUUUCGACGUUUCUAAGGCGUGGCUUCAACGUUUAUUUUUAAAAAUUGAACGUAAUUACAAGGUAAUUGCCAGAUAGUAUACUUCAAACUAAGGUUUCCGUUUUUAUAUCAAUUUUUUAAAUAAGUUAGGGUUAGGUUAGGGUUUAGUUUUGCGUUAGGAUAUUUUUUCUACGUUAUAAAAACGUUAACCUUAUUUUGAAGUAUACUAUUUAGCAAUUACCUUGUAAUUACAACGUUCAAAUUUUAAAAAUAAACGUUGAAGCCACGCCUUAGAAACGUCGAAAAUCUGCCUAGAAACGUCAUCGUACAACUGUUAAAACUAACGCGACAACUAUUCGCAUUUCACGGUCUACCUGAAUCCGCAGUAAGAUAACUUCUGUAUGUUCUUUCUACUUGUUUGACUGUUAAAACUGAUAUUGUGACCAGCGACUCCAGUACAGUGUAAAUAGGGCCUAAUUUGUGAAGGCUGCUACCAUUAGCAUCCAUGGACCAUUUGCAUUAUAGACUAAAUCUUGAUCUAGACAAAAAUUUCAUCACAGCUUGAAAGAGCAUCACAAAAUUGGUAAUAUUCCAAAGUUUCAUUGCGAAAUGUUGUAAAAUGCAGAUAAUAUAGCCUUGCGAAAUUUGCAAUUUUCAGUCAUUUUGUAUUACAAACGGGAAAUUGAUGCCCCAACACUCGAUUGGGCUGUCAAUUUCCCGUGCAUAAUGCAGAAUGACUGAAAAACGGCAAACUUCGCAAGGCUAUAUUAUCCGCAUUUUACAACAUUUUGUAACAAAACUUUGGAAUAUUAUUUAUUUUGUGAUGCUCUUUCAAGUUGUGAUGAAAUUUUUGUCUAGAUCAAAUUUUAGUCUAUAAUGCAAAUGGUCCAUUGUAGAUGGAAAUUUUGAAAUGUCUAACCAACUGAGCUACAGAGGCCAGUUGUUGAGCUCUAACUGCAAGUUCAUUGAUGUAACUAUGUACUAAGGUGAUCAAUGCCAGUGUGAUGUUUAUGGGUAUUUGGGCAUAUCUGUCGAUAUAAGUAAUUUGUAGAAGAGUUUUGCAAUUUCCAUUUACAAAUUUUUCUUCUACUUCAUCUUCUGUCAACCCAUUUUAUCAAGCAGUAAUUUGCACAUAUUCGAUCAUGCUGUAUUUUAGAAUUAUUUUAUGACCGUGGCAACCAUCAUGAGUUCACGUCAUUGGUCAAAGAACUCGCUCGAGCAGGAGUCAUGACAGAAAACUCGACGUUUGACUUUGAGUUUUUGAAUGUUGAGAAACCUUACGAAACAUACACUGGCACGAAUGUCAGGCUAAGGUAAUCUUCAGCUCAUUCUUAAUUAAUGUCCAGCCAGAUCACAUAUGAUGAAAAAAAUGAACUUAUUACAUCAAUUGAAAUUGUUGUAGGUAUUUCUUGAAAGUUACGAUAAGUCGACGGCUGUCAGACAUGACAAAAGAAAUAGAAGUUGGAGUCCAUACACUGGCGUCGUAUCCAGAAAUAAAUACAAGGUGGUGUAUUCAAUGUGCUAUAAUUGUAAUAAUAAUAAUCCAUGCUGCAUCCAUUUGAUGCAUUACUUCAAUGCCCAAAAAUUGUGAGCAGUGGCCGGCCAGCACCCUUCCUGCCCCCUCCCCCUUGUGUCUGCCACUGAUAAAAUGGCUUCAAUGUUUAACGUGUGUUAUGUAAUUAUUUUAGCAUUAAAAUGGAAGUGGGCAUUGAGGAUUGUCUUCAUAUUGAAUUUGAAUAUAACAAAUCCAAGUAAGUUUGGGUUCUACAUCUGGCCAAACGAAAAACAUGGUUGUUCCUGUUCUGUAUCUCGAGAAAAAAAUGAAAAAUUAUUUUGCUUGACAUUGGUCAGCAAUGACAAUGAGUGUGAUCAGAUUAAUGAGCUAGCGCCAGGGACCUCUAUACAGGGUGUCUAAAAAAGUGACCUUUACGACUAACAAGAACAAGAAUAGUGGUGUGACUUGUCGUGCCUCCUGCGUCACAACGUGCCCCCUGUGUCACAACAUGCCCCCUGUGUCACAACGUGCCCCCUGUGUCACAACGCGCUCAUGGAGCAGACUAUGCACCUAAGCACUACAGCAUGAAAAAGGUGGUGAGAACUUUAGUCAUUCGGCCUAGUAUAGGAACCAGGCCAUUGACAUGCAAUAGCUAUGAAGGUUGCAAGCAGUUUUAAUAAAAUUUCUCCUAACUAUUCCAGUUUUUAAAACGAUAGUAUUAUGAACUGAUAUGUAAUAGUGAUCGAAAGCUCCCUGACCAGGGUUGGAAAAAAUAGGCGAGCACUGCUCGCAGGAAAUGUUAAACAGAAAAUUUGUUUGAAUGAAGAUUUGCUAUUGAAAAUUUGAAGGAAACCUUAACAUCCAUGUCACACUAUGGGCGCAACAACAUAUGGUUGACAGACAUUAUUCCUUGAAUUUAAAACCAUGGUCAACUAAAACACUAUAUGUUUCUGCUCAUACAGAUUUAGCACAAAAACACUCUGUUAGCCUGCAGGAAAUUUUUGUCUCCCGGUUGUGCUUCCAGGAAGAAAAUUAUUAUACCCUGCCUUGGCUCCCUCAAUAAGCUAUGUAGCUUUUGGAGCAAUCAUACUCAAUAAAGUAUUGUUUAUAUAAAAAAACCCAAAGACAACCAAAACAUUACAACUCUUAUUUCUAGGUACCAUUUGAAAGACGUCAUCGUUGGAAAAAUAUACUUCCUUCUCGUUCGAAUUAAAAUCAAACACAUGGAGGUCGCCAUUAUUAAACGAGAAACAACAGGAACUGGUAAUGAGAAAUGCAUUGUUUAGAAACAAAGUUUCUGUAGAAGUAUCGAAAAAUUAAGGAUCUUCAGUUUGCAUUUAUCCCAGUAUUCACAAGAUACUGAUUAUUUAGUUUUCGGUACCCAACUUGUCUCCCAAACGGGUAGUACAAAAUUUGGCACAUUAGGACAUUAUUUGUUAAAUGUCUUCAGUGGUUCCCCAAUAGCUUUUGAACAUACUAUGAGUAUGUCACUUUUGAAAGAAACAACCUUUGAUUUCCACUCAAUGUCUGAAAAUUGUCUGAAUCAAAUAAAAAAAUGACUGAAAAUUUUGCAAGAAUAUAGAUCCCUGAAAAAAAAUCUGGGAACUAGGUUCCGUUUUCCACCUCGGCUUAUGGUAAUCAUUGUCCUGAAAUGGGACACCAGAUUCUCAGAACUUUGAAUCCUAGUAUGCCAGUUGAAUUUUGAGAAGUAGUCAAUUGUUGUUAUCAAAUUCAUUUAGGUCCUAAUUCUUACAACGAAAGUGAAACAAUUGCGAAAUACGAAAUCAUGGAUGGCGCUCCCGUUCGAGGUAACUACGUCAGUAGAGCUAGAAUAAUUUC
Messenger RNA from Paramuricea clavata, 5691 nucleotides. The record is from the annotation of a GenBank genome assembly. Lineage: Eukaryota; Metazoa; Cnidaria; Anthozoa; Malacalcyonacea; Plexauridae.